AUGGAAAGUUCUAUUUUAAGAAAUUCAGAAAAAUUAAUCAAAACCAUUUAUUCUUCACCAUUAAAUACCAUGAACACAGAGUGUGAUCAUACAAUACAAAGUGAUAUUCAAACAAGCACUAUUGUAUUAAGGCUGGAACUUAAUGAUAAUCCGUACAAUGCUGAUAUUUCCAAAUUUAGAUCGACUGAAAAUUUUUUUACAAAGGACUCUAGCAGUAAAGAAAUAAAAAAAAUAUCAUCCAUAAAAAAUUUAAAACUCCCACUUGAUAUUUCAUACAUUUCUGACAGGUUAAUUGUUGGCUCUUAUCCUGUUACCAAGUAUCCAAAACUGUUAUACAGAAACAAAUUAGAGGAUGUAAUCCAAUUUUUAAACCAAGCCCAUGGACACAAUAGAUGGAAAAUCUUUAAUUUAAAAGUUGAACAAAGUGAUUCUGAUUAUACAGAUAAUGAGUUAUUAUCAAUCAUUAACAGUUUUAAAGAUGCUAAUAAACAAGUCGCCUUAACAAAUUAUGAAAACAACGAAUCUAUAACUCUGCCACUUACGUCUAAUAGCACUAAUACCGAUACUACCAAUCAAAAUUCUCCAAGACUCGGUUGGUUCGAAAUGGCAUCCGAAAAAUUAAAAAAAACUAUGAGCUAUAGUAACACUGGGAGCUACAAUAGAAGUUAUGAAAAACCACAGAAUCUAAGAUAUAAUAAGAAUAAUGCAGCCUCCAAUAUCUCACAGUAUCUAAAUAGAUGUGGAUGGAUGGACCAUGCACCCCCAACAUUUUUAAACUUACAAAAAAUUAUUGACAAUAUGAAACAAUGGUUAGAUGAUUGUGGUGAAAAUAUUUGUUUUGUUCAUUGUAAAAUGGGAAAAGGAAGGUCGGGUGUUAUAGCUACUGCAUAUAUGAUGAAAUAUGACAAUUUGUGUUUAAAAGAUGCCUUAGAGAUUUUUAAAAAUACUAGAUUUAAACCGGGAGUUAGCAGAGGGAUCACGAUACCGUCUCAAUUAAGAUAUUUGAGCUACCAUGAACAGUACUUGUCUUUCAAAAAAGAAAGUGAUCGUCUAGAUAUAAUUAAAAUUUUAAAUUCAGAAUCGAGUAUAUUAUUACAGUUUCAAAUUAGACAGAUCCGAAUUUUAAAGCCUAGCAAUCUUUUAUUUGAUAAAAAAUUAAGAGAAGAAUUAAUUUUUGAAAUAAAUUUUGAAUGUGUGAAUAGUCAUAAUAUGAAUAAAAUUGAGCCCCUUUUCAAGUAUGUGUUUAAUUUCAGUGACUACUUAUUAAAUCUAAAUGGAAAUAUAGUUAUGGAAACUGCAACAAAUGGGAAUAAACUAUUAAUUUUCAAAGAAAAUAAAUGUCUCAAAGUUGGUAUUUCGGAUGUAAGAAUAACUUUUUCCUUAAAAACUAAAUCCAAACAUACAAUUUUGAAUAACGUAUCAAAGUAUUCUUCUUAUUCUUAUUUUUGGUUAAAUUUCUACUGGGAAACUUUGUCAUGCAGUGUUAAAACACACGAGCCACAAUAUUAUUUGUUGGGAUCUUUGCAAAAAGAACAGGCCAAUAAAGUCCGUGGUUUUUCCAUGGGUCAAUAUCAAAUAAAUUGGAAUACCUUAGACGGCAGUGGCGGAAUAAAUGGUAAUUUACAUAAAGGAUUAAAGUUAUUUGACAAGAUAGAAAUAGAUUGGGCUGUGUGA
Saccharomycodes ludwigii is the source of this 1674-nucleotide messenger RNA. RefSeq names its product putative phosphatidylinositol-3,4,5-trisphosphate 3-phosphatase (gene TEP1). The coding region runs from base 1 to 1674 and encodes 557 amino acids. Gene Ontology annotation, molecular function: protein tyrosine phosphatase activity; phosphatidylinositol-3,4,5-trisphosphate 3-phosphatase activity; protein tyrosine/serine/threonine phosphatase activity. Gene Ontology annotation, cellular component: cytosol; cell projection; nucleus. Lineage: Eukaryota; Fungi; Ascomycota; Saccharomycetes; Saccharomycodales; Saccharomycodaceae. The record is from RefSeq and is a predicted model, not a curated record. Gene Ontology annotation, biological process: regulation of phosphatidylinositol 3-kinase/protein kinase B signal transduction; cell motility; protein dephosphorylation. The transcript has a single exon.